This is a messenger RNA of Xenopus tropicalis (tropical clawed frog), 2204 nucleotides long. RefSeq names its product glycoprotein M6B (gene gpm6b). The transcript is spliced from 7 exons. The record is from RefSeq and is a predicted model, not a curated record. Lineage: Eukaryota; Metazoa; Chordata; Amphibia; Anura; Pipidae. Gene Ontology annotation, cellular component: membrane. Bases 179 to 988 code for a protein of 269 amino acids.
GACUCCCCCUCCUUUCCAUGCGCUGCAGAGAUUCUCAGGCAGUCCGGGCAACUACAGCUCCAAUGAAGUGAGAGCGAACGGUACAAUAAUCAGCAGCCUAAGCCCGGGGCACAGAGGACGUUCCUAGACAAAGCAGAGCGAGGGGAAAAGGACAGAGCCCAACAAAUAAGCAAGCAUCAUGGGUUGCUUUGAAUGCUGCAUCAAGUGCCUGGGAGGAGUUCCAUAUGCUUCACUGGUGGCCACAAUUCUUUGCUUCUCUGGUGUGGCACUCUUCUGUGGCUGUGGUCAUGUGGCACUUACGGGAACAGUAGCCAUACUUGAACAGCACUUCUCUUCAAACCCCAGUGAUCAUGUCCUUCUGACUGAAGUAAUACAGCUAAUGCAGUACGUCAUCUAUGGAAUUGCAUCUUUUUUCUUCUUGUAUGGAAUUAUAUUAUUAGCAGAAGGCUUCUAUACCACUAGUGCAGUGAAGGAGCUACAUAGUGAAUUUAAAACUACAGCCUGUGGACGAUGCAUCAGUGGAAUGUUCGUUUUCCUUACCUAUAUUCUGGGAGUGGCCUGGCUUGGUGUCUUUGGCUUUUCUGCCAUUCCUGUUUUCAUGUUCUACAAUAUGUGGUCCUCUUGUGAAGUUAUCAAAGCUUUGCCUACAAAUCUGACCACCACAGCCGAUCAGAUAUGUGUGGAUAUCCGGCAAUUUGGUAUCAUUCCAUGGAAUGCUUUACCUGGAAAAGCAUGUGGGCAAGCUUUGGAACAAAUCUGCAAUAGCAAUGAGUUCUACAUGUCCUAUCACCUCUUUAUUGUGGCUUGUGCUGGAGCUGGGGCAACUGUCAUUGCCUUGAUCCACUUCCUCAUGAUUCUGUCUUCUAACUGGGCCUACUUAAAGGAUGCGAGCAAAAUGCAGGUCUACCAAGAUAUUAAGGCAAAAGAAGAGCAGGAGCUGCAAGAUAUCCAGUCACGGUCAAAAGAACAGCUUAACUCUUACACAUAAAAAUGAUUCCCCAGCCUAAUGCAACAGAGGAGCCAGUAGGUUUUAUUCACCAAGCCACUCAUGCAGAAGAUUUAUUGAUAAACCUGCUACUGAACUGUAUUUUUUUAACAAAACCAGUGUGUAACAAAAUAUUCACAACCCUUCACUUGAUACAUUUUAAAAAGGCAGCACUUUAUAAAAAGCCGUGCUAACUGCAUUUCCAAGUAUGCAACUGGUCAUUUCACAGUAACAAUAUGGUAGAACCUAAGUGGGAGAUGGUUGGUUGGCAGAUGGCCAUAGACAUUUGCAUGUUGGACACAUUAUAAAGUGUUACCAUUUUGAAAUGUGAUGUGAACACUUGAGCCUUUUGUACUUAAGGCCCUUGAAACGUAUACUGCACAAGUGCCAGGAAAAACAAGUGUGUGUGUGUGUGCGUGGUUUCACUGCUUUAUUUGAACACUACAGUGUUUGUAUAAUGAUCCUGAUCAUUAAAAAAAGCGACAUGAGCAUAAAUUAUUUUGUAUGUGCUGGCUCCCCUCCUGUAGGUAUCAAGGUAUAAUGAUUGUUACAGUGUCUGAGUUUAGGUAACAAUGGGGAAACAUAUUCAUUGGUGCAUUUGAGGAUAUAGUACAACAUUGUUGAUGUAAGUCUCACAUUAUUUCAGUAGUUUAUUGUGGUUCCACAUCCUAAACAGGAUAUUGAAUUAAAAAAAAGAAAAAAAAAAAAAGUGGCGUAGGAAAUGCAGACUGUGCACCUAGCGAAAAAGGUGCUGGCUCUACGUAAUGAUCCACAGAUAUUCCUAAUGUACUUUUGAAAUGUGAGCAGAGACCGUUCAGGUAUUUUGUUUGGUUACAAGCCAAAAAAAGUAUAAAAAGAAAAAAAAAAAAAGCCUUUGAAUACACGCCGUUUACUGUAUGUAGCGGACAAUGUAAAAUAGUAGCCUAGCUUUUCGUUCAGCAGAUGCAUGAAGGUGAUCGUUUUAGCCCAGUGUCCUCAUUUAUGGGUAAUGGAGGCAGUGACUUCAAAUACAGUAAUUUUUUUUUCUAUUCUGUGUAGUUGCUGGGAAUUAUCAUGUUGCCUUUCCGUUUAGUGUAAUAUUUUUAUGUAAAAGGAAAAAAAACCCUACAUUUUGCUAUGUAUAAAUUUUGUACCCUAACAGUGAAUCAAUAUUUUCUAUGAGUGCCAAGGGCUUCCUGUAGUUAUAUCCAAGUGUUAUAAUAAAUAUUUGUAGAUAAAG